ACGUCACCGUCGGACCACUCAAUCACGGCGUGCCCGUCUCAUUCAACGGACUCCUUAGAGGAGGACUACUACACUGCACCCCCACUACUUGCCCCUGCAGCCUCGGCUUCAAGUUCCUCGUCCGCGCAUCCUCCACCGUUUUCAUCCCUCUUCUUCUCAUCGUCGCCCGACGCCAAUCCUUCAUACAAAGUUACUGAACCCGGACCCGCUUGCCUUCCAGCCUUAGCGCCUCCGGCACCUGUCGAGGAGUCCCUCGAGCCGGCCCCUUCUUCGGCGCCUGUUGCUGAUACCAAGGCAUCUUUCUCUGAACCAAAAAACGAAGGUUCUUCCGACGACGGUGAACCUCCGCCGCCUUAUACCGAAGGAUACAGCCCGCUUGAGUCGUUUACCUACGUGAUGGCUGCUGCAGGAGGUGCUUCGAGCAUCAUCACCCAGGUCUCUCAGACAGGGGGCCCUCCAAUUAACACCCUUGGUGAUAUUGGUGGCGACGAACACAUUGGUCUUGACCUACGGAACACUCGGUUCACUCUUUCGCGGGAUGAAUUGCUAACUUUGCCGGAAUUCGUUCUUUUAUCCCUUUUCCCCAACGGUCUACUCCCCGAUGGCCAUGCGACCACAAAUGGCUUCCAUGAUGGCGACGUCUAUCCCGUUGAUUAUGAUCCAGCGGCACUGCAAUAUAUGCUGGAUUUCUUCCGAAGUGUUGCCCAGACGAUACCUUCCUCUCUCCCUUCUAACUCUACCUCGCCUGAGGUGGAGCUGGCUGACCCAAUGCAUGGCUCUGCCCGUGACAUGCUGCAAGACCGUGCCGGAAUCAUUGUUCUCAGAGAGGACCUUGACUUCUAUGUCAUCCCCCCUCGCCCUGACAUCGGCCAUGAUGAGAUGUUAGAGGUGAAACGGGCAGCUGGCCGAUCCCUCCUGAAACAAGAUGGAAUAUUUUCCGGGCUGAGAAAGAGCGAGGAGAUUGGAUCAACUGAGCAACAUCUGAUCGAAAUGUUAACUGCUGGUGGGUUUGAUCGCGAAGAUCAAUGGGGUCAUCGUGCUGCAGAGCCCAACAAGGCAGUUAUCUGCAGUCUUGCCCUGGCCAAACUCCGCACUGAUAUUCGUGGAGACUUGUCCAACAACAAUUCCGUGGGCAUGGCCCAAAAGCUCCUUCUAUUCUGGCGUAAACCUGCUCGCCGCUGUUGGUGGGAAGGCAUUGAGUUGGACGACGUGGAGGGUGUCGAAGGCCAGGUCAAGGUCUGGAUUCGGCGUGUAUGGACAUUGGAGAUGAGUGUUAUUGGUCUCCGGUGA
Penicillium soppii is the source of this 1290-nucleotide messenger RNA. RefSeq names its product putative general stress response protein Whi2. Gene Ontology annotation, molecular function: RNA binding. Lineage: Eukaryota; Fungi; Ascomycota; Eurotiomycetes; Eurotiales; Aspergillaceae. The annotation marks the transcript as partial. The record is from RefSeq and is a predicted model, not a curated record. The transcript has 6 exons. Gene Ontology annotation, cellular component: nucleus.